Exophiala aquamarina CBS 119918 is the source of this 2520-nucleotide messenger RNA. RefSeq lists its product as uncharacterized. The record is from RefSeq and is a predicted model, not a curated record. NCBI's taxonomy places the organism in Eukaryota, Fungi, Ascomycota, Eurotiomycetes, Chaetothyriales, Herpotrichiellaceae. Gene Ontology annotation, molecular function: beta-glucosidase activity. The transcript has 4 exons. Gene Ontology annotation, biological process: glucan catabolic process. Bases 1 to 2520 code for a protein of 839 amino acids.
AUGCCGCUCUUGUAUUCAAACGUCAAUAUUGACUUGUUCCUCCAAGAAGCAAGCCUUCUUGAAAAAAUAUCGCUUUUAGCCGGAGCUGACCUGUGGCAUACCACCCCGAUCCCGAGGUUUGGAGUGCCAGCCAUCAAGACCACGGAUGGCCCCAACGGUGCAAGGGGAUGCAAAUAUUUUAACCCGGUUCCGGCAGCCUGCAUCCCUUCUGGUGGCGCGCUUGGUGCGACAUGGAAUGAUGAACUUAUUCAGCAAGCGGGUGAGCUCCUGUCCAAGGAGUGUGCGGCGAAGGGUGCCCAUGUCUGGCUUGGUCCCAACGUCAACAUCCCGCGCUCGCCUCUGAAUGGCAGGGCCUUCGAAUGCUUCUCUGAGGAUCCCCACCUAAGCGGCAUGCUCGCUGCCGCUAUCAUCAGAGGUGUUCAAUCUGGAGGCACAUUAGCUGCGUUGAAGCACUUUGUGGCAAACGAUCAGGAAACUGAGAAGAUCUCCAUUGACGUCUCCGUGUCCGACAGAGCACUGCGUGAAAUCUAUUUGAUGCCAUUUCAGAUUGCUUUGCGAGACAGCAACCCUGGAGUAGUCAUGUCCUCUUACAAUAAGGUUCAAGGAACGCAUGCUUCAGAGAGUCCGAAGCUUUUGGAUCAAAUUUUGAGAAAGGAAUGGGGUUUUGGCGGGCUGGUCAUGAGUGAUUGGUACGGUACCUACUCUUGCGAAGCUGCUCUAAUUGCAGGGCUGGAUAUCGAAAUGCCUGGACCACCGCGCCACCGUACCAGAGGAAUCGUCCAAGCAAUAGCAACGGGAAAACUGAACGCCUAUGUGAUUGACGUGCGCGUGAGGAAGAUUCUUGAGUUUAUCAAUCAAGCAGCAUCCACUCCUGUCGCAGAGGUUGAAGCAAUACGUGACGUUCCCAAUGACCGGGUUUUCAACCGGCUCCUCGCAACAGAGAGCAUCGUCCUGCUGAAAAACUCUGCUGGAACUCUUCCUAUCAAUCCACAAGAGUGUAAUGAGGUAGCCAUUAUCGGACCCAAUGCCAAACUCCCAGGCGCCUGUGGUGGUGGAAGCGCCGAUUUACGUCCGUACUACACCACUUCGAUCUUCCAGGGUAUCAAGGGGUCUCUUCCGCCGACCACAACUAUCCGCUAUGAACCUGGCGUUUACGGGCACAUCCUCCUGCCCAUCUUCUCCGAGGCAAACGUCACCAACGACAUUGGCCAGCCGGGGGUUUCGAUCGCAAUGUUCAACGAGCCAUCGACUUGUCAAGGGCGUACAUCAUUUGACACCUGCACAAUCCCCGAUACGACAUACCAAUUAAUGGAUUAUUCUCAUCCAGAGGCAUGUGACCCAUUCUAUAUUUCCAUGCAUGCGAGCUUCAUCCCUGAACAGGAUGGGGUCUAUGAAUUCGGCCUCGCAAGCUAUGGAAUUAGCGACCUGUAUAUCGAUGACGUCCUCGUGAUCAAUAACUCGGCUGAUCAGGUGUUUGGCGGGAUGUUCUUCGGUAAAGGCUCAGUCGAGAAGCGGGGAGUAUUCGAAAUGGUGGCUGGCAAACAGUACACUCUGAGGGUUGAGGCGGGCGGUGCGUCAACGAAUCGACUAACUGGAGGUCAUGGGCUUCCAAUCCCAGGAGGCGCAUGUCGCUUAGGAGGCUGUGUGAAGAUUGAUCCCAAAGAGAGCAUACAAGAAGCUGUCAAGUUGGCACGGAGGUGCAAGACGACGUUUGUCGUUGCUGGGUUGAAUUCGGAUAUCGAAAAGGAAGGUCGCGAUCGACCCACGAUGGACCUGCCUCCUUUCGUCGACGACCUCAUUGACUCGGUCCUGGCUGCCAAUCCCGCGGCUGUUGUCAUCACACAGUCAGGUUCUCCCGUUGCCAUGCCGUGGCGGAAAUCGGCAUCAUCCAUCUUACACUCCUGGUACGGCGGCAGCGAAGCUGGUAAUGCGGUCGCCGAUGUCCUUUUCGGUCGUGCCAAUCCCUCCGGUAAGCUUCCCGUCACAUUUCCUGCGAAGUUAGAAGACACGCCUAGUUACCUCAGCUUUGGAACCGAUAACGGCAAAAUUCUGUAUGCAGAGGAUGUGUUUGUCGGUUACCGCGGCUACGAAGCGAGAAACACAGAGGUGGCAUUUCCGUUUGGCCAUGGACUUGGCUACACGAUAUUUGCCGCGUCCUCGCUCACCCUCACUCCCUUGGCGAAGCCGACACAAAUCUCCAUUGAUAUCAAGAACACUGGUGGUCGCGCCGGUGCCGAAGUCGUCCGUCUCUAUAUCUCAUUUUGUGCAACCUCGACUUCCAAGUCCCGAUUCCUACGCCCUAAACGUGAAUUGAAGGGUUACAAGAAGGUCUCACUACAACCGAGUGAGACUAAGGUGGUGGUGAUGCCUAUCAGUAAAUAUAGCACAGCGGUUUGGGAUGAGAGAAGAAACUCUUGGUGCUGUGAACGAGGGCUUUAUCGAGUGAGUGUAGUUGUUGGUGAGGAGGCACUGCAAGAAACAUUCGAAAUUCAGAAUGAUGAGUUCUGGAGUGGACUUUGA